Messenger RNA from Pecten maximus, 2049 nucleotides. RefSeq names its product WW domain-containing oxidoreductase-like. NCBI's taxonomy places the organism in Eukaryota, Metazoa, Mollusca, Bivalvia, Pectinida, Pectinidae. The record is from RefSeq and is a predicted model, not a curated record. Gene Ontology annotation, molecular function: protein binding. Bases 20 to 1255 code for a protein of 411 amino acids. The transcript has 9 exons.
CUCCAAAAUAAAAACAAAGAUGUCUGCGCCUAUGUUUGACACAGACAGUGAGGAUGAGCUGCCACCUGGCUGGGAGGAGAGGGUGACGCUGGAAGGGAAAGUUUUCUAUGCAAAUCAUGGAACCAAGGCAACUCAAUGGGAGCACCCUGGAUCUGGGAAAAAGAAAAUUGUCAAGGGAGAUUUACCAUUUGGCUGGGAGAAGAAGUUGGCUGAUGAUGGAACUGUGUUCUAUGUCGAUCAUAUAAACUCCAGGACAACAUAUACUGACCCUAGACUCGCAUUUGCAGAGGAAGUGAAGAAAUCAAGAUUUGACAUUCGCCAAAAGUUUGAUGGAAGUAGCACAGCAAUGCAGGUCAUUCAAGGUCGUGACCUAUCGGGAAAAUAUGUGAUAGUUACUGGGAGUAACACUGGAAUAGGUUUUGAAACAGCGAGAACCCUAGCACUUCACGGAGCCUUGGUGGUAUUGGCCUGCAGAAACACUGCAGCUGCAGCAGAGUGUCAGGCAGCCAUAUUGAAAGAACGUCCUUUAGCCACUGUAGAGGUCAUGACCCUUGAUUUAGCCUCUCUGAGUAGCGUCCGUGCCUUUGCUGAAGAGUAUAAACGCAAGAAAUGGCCCCUACAUCUGUUGAUCCUCAAUGCUGGGGUGUUCGGACUACCCUACACAGCCACAGAGGAUGGCCUAGAAACAACCUUCCAGGUGAAUCACCUGGCUCAGUUUUACCUGACCAAACUAUUGAGGGAUGUCCUGGUAUCCUCACAGCCAGCUCGUGUAAUCGUAGUGUCUUCAGAGUCCCACAGGGCCACCGACCUAACAGUAGAGAAUAUCUGUGUGGAGAAGUUAUCACCAGGCAAGGCUAAGUACAGUGACCUUUGGGCCUACAACCUCAGUAAACUUUGUAACGUCCUCUUUGCUGCCCACCUCAACAAACUACUGGCUCCUCAAGGAGUUGUCUGUAACUCCCUUCACCCCGGCAACCUGAUGAGUUCAAGUCUGAUGCGAAACUGGUGGCUGUAUAAACUUCUCGCCCUCAUUGCAAGGCCCUUCACAAAGGACAUGCAACAGGGAGCGGCAACAACAAUCUACUGUUCAGUGUCCCCAGAUCUAGUGGAUUGUGGGGGCCUGUACUUCAACAACUGUUGUCGCUGUGAACCUUCUAAAGCAGCCCAGGAUAGCCAGCUUGCUCAGAAACUGUGGGACAUCAGCGAAAUGAUGCUGGCAUCGAAAACUUUAACAGAGAAGAUGACAGACACAUAACACGAGGACAAUCUGCCAUCCACUGUGAAACAAUCUAUAUCUGUGAUAUAUCAUCGACUGUCUGUGACAUUCCUCUGGAUCAGAUACAUUUUCAUCAGUCAACUAACUUAUGGUUUAAUCAUCAAAUCACUACUGUAUUAUAACUACAGACAGACGAUAUACCCCAUGUCUAUUCUUCUACAUCCAAAUUCCAUAUCGGCUAUACUUUACUAUAAUUAUACAAAUUUUCAGUUCAGUGAUAACAUGCUCCGCCCAUUUAUAUAUAUUGUGCCCUGCAUCAGUGAAUAUUUUCAUUUCUAUAUCUGAGUCAAUUUGGUUAAAUAACUACAAUAACUUCUAAAUGUUGAUAAUAUCUCGUACAUCUCCUGCAUAUUUAUAAGCACAUGAAAGUGGUGUAAAGAGGAGGUUGUAUGUAGGUAUUGUUAGAUACUGGUACAUGUACACCAGUAAAUAAUUGUCUGCUGAAAGGUGAGAAGAGAUGGCUGUAAUUAACAAGGCAUCACAUCCACCAUGUUUUUAUUCCGGGCGAUGAUGGGAAUAAAUAGGUAAACAUAGUAAGAGUAUGUUUUAUUGGAUCAAAUUUUCUUUAAAAAGAAUAUCAAGUGCAAUAUUUGUGUAAAAAUCAGGCAAACAAAUCUCGAACACACACCAAAAAAAAUGGAAACAAAUACCUGUAUAAAAAAGUGAUGUUGUGAUUUGUUUUAAUUACCUAGAAUUAUUACCUAAUUAUCAUUUUACAAUGUAAUUAAUAACAAAAAUGAUUUAGUUGAAAUAAAUGAAAUUGAUAAGUAAAA